Molecule: messenger RNA, 2055 nt
Organism: Wyeomyia smithii (pitcher-plant mosquito)
Lineage: Eukaryota; Metazoa; Arthropoda; Insecta; Diptera; Culicidae
Gene: Gpdh1
Product: glycerol-3-phosphate dehydrogenase [NAD(+)], cytoplasmic
Exons: 6
Coding region: 457-1524 (355 amino acids)
Biological process (GO): glycerol-3-phosphate catabolic process; carbohydrate metabolic process
Cellular component (GO): glycerol-3-phosphate dehydrogenase (FAD) complex; cytosol
Molecular function (GO): glycerol-3-phosphate dehydrogenase [NAD(P)+] activity; protein homodimerization activity; NAD binding
Source: RefSeq, a predicted model, not a curated record
AGACUGACGGAAAGUGACUACGAUGGAACGCUGACUGUUUUCAUCAGUCGUUAUUAGUUUCUUGUCCGUUUCGGAAGCUGGUUAACCUUUGCUAAGACUUAUCAGUAGUGAAUCGACCAGAGUUGAGCACAUUAUCAUUCCUCGCUGACACGGUCCGCAGGGUUUUGCAAGAGAAAAAGCUCCAAGAUCGAACAACAAAAGCCACGAAUAAAUCUCGCGCGCCAGCUAGCCGUAGCCAAUACAAGUUGAUUUCCGUUGACAAUUACAUAAGGAUUCCGUUUUUGUUUCUGUCGCGGCGGGUUGUGAAUUUCAAGUGCAACCGAGUGAGGGUCGAUUUUUGUUUUGCCACAGUUUCCACAACCGUGACGGAUUUUAGUUGAAGCUCGACGGAAGCCAACGAAGGUUGUGUAGUUUCUUUAUUCCUGUACUGUCCUUAUUUUGGUCUGGUAAUUAUUCAUGAUGGCUGAUAAGGUGCGCGUUUGUAUCGUUGGAUCUGGGAACUGGGGUUCAGCGAUUGCCAAGAUCGUCGGUGUGAAUGCCAAAAGGCUGCCCAACUUCGAGGACCGAGUCACCAUGUAUGUGUACGAGGAGAUGAUCGACGGCAAGAAGCUGACGGAGAUUAUCAACACCACACACGAGAACGUCAAGUACCUACCUGGACACAAACUGCCAGAGAAUGUCGUCGCCGUUCCGGACGUCGUGGAAGCUGCCAAAGAUGCCGAUAUUCUCAUUUUCGUUGUCCCGCAUCAGUUCAUCCGUGGUCUUGGUGGCCAGCUGCUGGGUAAGAUCAAGCCGACGGCCGUCGGUCUGUCGCUGAUCAAAGGGUUCGAUGUCGCCGAAGGCGGUGGCAUGGAGCUGAUUUCACAUAUUAUCACGAAGCACCUGAAGAUUCCCUGCUCGGUGCUAAUGGGUGCCAAUCUGGCCGGUGAAGUGGCGGAGGAAAAGUUCUGCGAAACCACGAUUGGCUGUCGGGACAUGAAAAUUGCUCAAAUCCUUCGGGAUCUGUUCCAGACGCCUAACUUCAGGGUGGUUGUUGUGGAUGAUGUGGACGCGGUGGAAAUUUGCGGUGCGUUGAAAAAUAUUGUCGCCUGUGGUGCUGGUUUUGUGGACGGAAUGGGACUAGGAGACAACACCAAGGCGGCUGUCAUCCGGUUAGGACUGAUGGAGAUGAUCAAGUUUGUCGAUGUGUUCUAUCCUGGUAGCAAACUGUCGACGUUCUUCGAGAGCUGUGGUGUAGCUGAUUUGAUCACUACUUGCUACGGUGGCCGAAAUCGCAAAGUAUCGGAAGCGUUCGUGAAAACUGGCAAAACGAUCAAGCAACUGGAAGACGAAAUGCUCAACGGUCAGAAGCUACAGGGUCCCAUUACCGCUGAGGAAGUAAACUUCAUGUUGAAAAGCAAAAGCAUGGAGGACAAAUUCCCUUUGUUCACGGCGAUUCACAAAAUCUGCACCGGACAAAUCAAGCCACAGGGUUUCCUGGACUGUCUGCGUAGCCACCCGGAGCACAUGCAAACAUUUUCCUAAUUUUUCCUAGAAAAUUGUCACGUGCUUCAAACACUAUCUUCUUGCUACGACGUACAACGCGAGUGUAUAGUAGACCAUCGGGUUCAACGAAAGGACAGUUGUUGUUAUGUAAUACAAAAAAAAAGAUUUAGAGAUAUAAUCCAAACGAGCCCCUCAAUUGCCUCCCCAACGAUGAUGUGUGUAACUUUGGCCUCAGAGAAAGUAGUAAUAUUUAAAAGUAUAGUCAACUUGGACAAAGCGUACCUAUAAUCCUACCAGUCACGUGACUGACUGAGAUGAUAUCUCUUCCCGAAUGAUGAGGCGUACAAAAGUAUUUGGUGAUAGCCUAUUAUGAUGAUAUUUUGUUUCAGAACUGUUGUAGUAAAUUGUAAUGUGUCGGUCGAAUAUUUUGUGCUUUGUCUGUAAGAUACGCGAUACGAACCGUGUUCGCACUGAAGAAGUAUAAAGUAAUUCUAGACGAUUGUUAGUAAAAGAGCAUAAAAAUAUUUACGAAUGCCGGUAGUUUAAUGGAAUAUUAAAGACAACAACAAA